GCCCUCUGUAUAUCUGGUCUGUCAGUCUCUAUCUGCAGGUGUGUCACAGCUGUUUCCGCCGACAGUCGAACCCUCACCGCUGCGCUCAGUGCAAAUUCGCCCACUACUGUGAUCGCACGUGCCAGCGCGCCGCCUGGGAUGAACACAAGCAGGAAUGCUCUGCCAUCAAAAAGAUAGGAAAGGCGCCCAAUGAGACUGUGCGUCUUGCCGCUCGCAUCCUUUGGCGCAUUCAGAAGGACACUGGUCUGGUCUCGGACAAUCAACUCACCACUUUGGACCUACUGGAGGACCAUCUGUCCAAGAUGUCCCCCGAGGACCUGAAAGAUCUCAAAGUUGAUGUGCAGAACUUCUUUGGUUACUGGCCUAAAAAGUGCAAGCCCAUCGGAGAGGACUAUGUGUCACAUAUGUUUGGUGUGAUAAACUGCAAUGGCUUCACUCUGAGUGACCAGAGGGGUCUUCAGGCAGUGGGAGUGGGUCUCUUUCCUAACCUCUGUUUGGUGAAUCAUGACUGCUGGCCCAACUGCACCGUCAUUCUCAAUCAUGGCAAUCAGACAGCUCUGGACGCCACGUUUCACACCAAGAGAAGGAUCGAGCUGCGGGCUUUGGGGAAGAUCGCGGAGGGUGAAGAGUUGACCAUCAGCUAUGUGGACUUCCUGAAUGUGUCUAAAGAUCGACAGCGUUUGUUAAAGCAGCAGUAUUACUUUGACUGCAAGUGUGAACACUGUACCAACAGCUUUAAAGACGAUCUGAUGACAGCCGUCAAAGAGACUGAUGGGCAAAAGGUGUCUGCUGAUGUGCUGAAGGAAGUCACAGACUUCAGUGUUCAGGCUUUGAUUAAAAUUGAACAGGCUCGAACUCAAGGAAACUUUCAUGAGGUGAUUCAAAUCUGUGAGGAGUGUUUGGAGAAACAGGACUCUGUGUUUGGUGGCACAAACCUGCAUCUGCUGCGCAUCCUGAGCACCGCCAGUGAAGUCCUGUCCUUCCUGCAGCAGUUUCAAAAAGCAGCGGGAUAUGCUCACAGAAUGGUGGAGGGAUACAUGAAGCUGUAUCACCCCAAUAACGCCCUGCUGGGCAUGGCCAUCAUGAGAGCUGGCGUCACACACUGGCAUGCAGGUUUAAUCGAGGCUGCUCAUGGUCUGAUAUGUAGAGCGUAUGCCAUCCUGAUGGUCACACACGGACCACAUCACACUAUCACCAAAGACCUGGAGGCGAUGCGGACGCAGACAGAGAUGGAGCUGCGCAUGUUUAAACAGAACGAGUACGUUUAUCACAACAUGAGGGAGGCCAUGCUCACCAAUAAACCCAUGACAGUUGCUGGUGAGCACGUGCAAAUCAAAGCCGCCUCAUAGACCUUCACAUUUCACAUGCAUUACAGUAAUCUUAUAUCUUUAUUAACAUCAAACAUGAAAUGAUGUUCCUGAAUCUGCCUGAUUUCACUACCUGUAAUAAAAGCAUUUCCAACAGAUCA
Molecule: messenger RNA, 1468 nt
Organism: Xyrauchen texanus (razorback sucker)
Lineage: Eukaryota; Metazoa; Chordata; Actinopteri; Cypriniformes; Catostomidae
Gene: smyd1a
Product: SET and MYND domain containing 1a
Exons: 9
Coding region: 303-1349 (348 amino acids)
Cellular component (GO): nucleus
Molecular function (GO): protein binding
Source: RefSeq, a predicted model, not a curated record